Molecule: messenger RNA, 980 nt
Organism: Spizellomyces punctatus DAOM BR117
Lineage: Eukaryota; Fungi; Chytridiomycota; Chytridiomycetes; Spizellomycetales; Spizellomycetaceae
Product: small COPII coat GTPase
Exons: 4
Coding region: 223-795 (190 amino acids)
Biological process (GO): endoplasmic reticulum to Golgi vesicle-mediated transport; vesicle organization; membrane organization
Cellular component (GO): endoplasmic reticulum exit site; COPII vesicle coat
Molecular function (GO): GTPase activity; GTP binding
Source: RefSeq, a predicted model, not a curated record
CGUUGGUUGUGGACUUUCUGCUUGCGUUACGUUUUGGACGACUGCCUCCAAGCAAAUCAUCGCCCAAACGCUUGUCUGCCCGAGCCGUCCUGCCACAGGUCUAUUGACAAUCUUUUGGAGUCUGUAGAAGCUAUUUCUUGCAAACACGACAGCUGCCGCACGUUUUACUUUGCAAUACCUUAUCUGUUUCCACCUGUUCCAUCGCAUUCUACGCCGUCAAUAAUGUUUAUAGUAAAUUGGUUUUGGAGCUUGCUCUCUGACUGGGGUCUUUUGAACAAAAAUGCAAAGAUUCUCUUUCUCGGUCUUGACAACGCCGGCAAAACUACGUUGUUGCACAUGCUCAAAAACGAUCGAUUGGCGACAUUGACUCCAACCUUACAUCCCACUUCGGAGGAAUUGCAGGUUGCCAACAUCAAGUUUACAACGUACGAUUUGGGUGGACACCAACAGGCGCGUCGUUUAUGGAAAGAUUACUUUCCAGAAGUUGACGGGAUUGUUUACUUGGUGGAUUGCGCGGACGUGGAGAGGUUCCCAGAGAGCAAAGCAGAACUAGACGCUCUUUUGUCCAUUGAGGAGCUCUCCAAAGUCCCUUUCCUCAUUCUUGGAAACAAAAUUGAUGCUCAGGGAGCUGUAUCAGAGGAUGAGCUAAGACACGCCCUUGGUCUAUUCCAAACCACUGGAAAGGGAAAACUGCCUCUUAAAGAUAUCCGGCCAAUUGAGGUGUUCAUGUGCUCCAUUGUCAUGAAGCAGGGAUACGGUGACGGUUUCCGUUGGCUUUCAUACUACAUUCAGUAGAAAACAUCUGCAGACAAGCUGUUGUCACUUUGUUGGAAAGCCAUGGAGCAGUUUAACCAGAAAGUUGAGCGGCUAUGAGCAUUGGUAGGAGGAUGAAGUGUAUGACGCUGGUAGAGACCACAUAUAGCUUUUUUACGCAAGUAUCUGAUAAUAAGAUGGUUCGGGUAUAAAAUUGCAUUCGUCCA